AUGAUCCACUCUUAUAGAUUAUACUCAUUUCUUUUUAAAACUAAUGUCCCUUAUUCAAUUAAUACCGUUAGACUUAAUCUACUAAAAACAACACUUACACAAAAUGUUUCCUUUUAUUCAUCCAGAAUAGAACAGGAAGGUGAUAACUCUAGUCUCGAUGUUGAUUCCUGUUCAAAAAAUAAUCACAAACGAUUCAAAUCAAGGAAUUACUUAGGUAGCGCAGAGAAAUCUCCCACAAAUUCAUCUCACAGCUCCACAAAUGAAGACCAUUCCUCAGAAAACAACAUAACUACUCUAUCAGACUCUGAAGAUUGUCUAGUUGACGCUGAAAUUAGUGGAUUAGCUUCGCCAUUUUCAGCUAUGUGUUGGCAUAAAGGGCCAUAUUCCGAUUAUUUUUCGAACUAUAACUCAAAUCAUGUUUCACCAACGAAUGAUGAAAAUGAUUAUACAAAUAAUUUUAGAAGGAAUGAAAUAUCUACACAACCUAAUCUGGUAGAUGAAAUGGAACAUUUAUUGUCAAUUGAAAGGAAAGAAAAGGACAGAGUUAGAUUAAUUUUGGAAAAAAAUAAACCUUUAAAAAUAGAUCAACAAAUUAGAGACAAAAAGCUUUCAAGCAAGGUUUCAACACUUAAAUUGUUGUCGAUUUCUUCAAGGAUAGCAUCUAGAAGACCAGCCAGCGCCAAACCUCAGCUUGAUAUAUCAGAAUACUUUAAGGAGAAGAGGUACCAAAAACUGUUAUUAAAGGACACAAAUAACUCAUAUAAGAACAGAGAACAUAAAAAUAACUAUAGGAAAGAAACAAACAUUGAGACUAUACGAGUUUUAGACGUCGACAGGUUACCACUACCAAUACUACAUCACAUGUUAUGCUACACAUUGGUUAAGAACAUUCCUGCUGAAAACGUCUUGAAGAUAAUCUCAAAUAUUGCAAGUUUAAGAGACAAAAAUAAACAUAUUUGUUAUCAAAAUCUAUUUAGACUAGUAGUUUUGAACUCCAGCCCAAUCUGUGCUCCUGAAAUAAUCGCAACGUUGACCAGGUCCUAUCAGAGCAUAAGCAUACCUUUAAUGGUAGACUAUGUUAGGAAAUACGGUACUUUCUCAAGAAAGUUCCUUUCAAAUUUAAUUAGUAGGUAUUCAGACCCAUUUCCUCUUGAUUUUCUAAGGUAUGCGAGUCACUCCAGAAACUUACCAAUGAUUUUAACAAGGCCUUUCUCGCUAAUCAGUUACGUUAACUUGUUGAAAAAUUGCUCUGCAAAACGAUUCAUGUACCUAAGUCUUUUGAAUUACGGACAUGUACCAAAUACUCAAAAGUUUGACAAAAUUCAUGCAUACGGAACAAUGGAUUACAAGUUAAGUGAGGAAAUUCUGUCCUUUGAGAAGUUACUUGAUGACAAUGUUUUAAUAUCUGACAACAAGGAGGACCCGAACAGGCCGAAGAUUUACGACAAAAUUCUUGAGCUUCAACAUUCUGGUGAAUCAAAUUUGGAGGAUUUGGAACUCGACCCUCAACCGCAUGAACCCACAUCAACUAGUUUACAAUUUAUCAAAGUGCUAGAUCAACAUCAAAAUACUUUUAACGAUACUCAUCACACCCAGGGUUCCAAUCAGGUAUACAAGGACAUCGAUGACAGUAUUCCAACCGAUGGUAGUAAUGUAUCUUGGUCCCUGCCUUGGGGACUCAAAAGGGAUUCUUUUCACUACAGAGGGAAAACCUACAAGCUGGACCCCCAACGUGGCUGGAUAGGUGUAAAAUCUAGCGUGAGAAUAAACUUUCUAAAGAACGUGAGGAUGAAUAAGAGGAAAAGGGAACGAAGGCUCAUUAGAAGGCGAGUGACAAAGGAAGCUAAGCUAAAAGUUUUAAGUACCUUCUUGUUUUCUCUUUUUUACAUCGGAAGGUUUAUUGAAAAGAAAGUAUCCCAACAUGUUGAAUACAAAGAUAGAAGAUCCUAUGGUCGCAGCUGCCCAUGGUCUAUGAGUAUGUUUUACUGUGUGGACAACUUGUUUAAAGAAAAAAGAAAACGGUGA
This is a messenger RNA of Theileria annulata, 2025 nucleotides long. RefSeq lists its product as uncharacterized. The transcript is spliced from 4 exons. Bases 1 to 2025 code for a protein of 674 amino acids. The record is from RefSeq and is a predicted model, not a curated record. Lineage: Eukaryota; Apicomplexa; Aconoidasida; Piroplasmida; Theileriidae.